AUGACGAAAGAGGCGCUGAAGAAACUCUGCCGAGAACAUGACCUGUAUUCUGUUCCCGCCCUGAACGACGUCCUCUACCUCCAUUUCAAAGGCUACACGGAAAUCGAAAACCUCGAGGAGUACACGAGCCUCAAGUGCCUCUGGCUGGAGAACAACGGCUUCCGCGCCAUCACCGGCCUCCACCACCUCCGCCACCUCCGCUCCCUCCACCUCCACCACAACCUCAUUACCUCCUUGGACGGCCUCCAGAACCUGCGCUCGCUCGUCACCCUCAACGUCUCGUACAAUAUGAUUUCUAGGAUCGAGCACCUCAGUGGUCUCCCCCAGCUGGAGACGUUACAGAUAAGCCACAAUCGCCUCACCACAGCAGAGGACACGCAACAGCUGGCUGAGUGCAGUUCUCUCUCCUGCCUUGACCUUUCGCACAAUAAGAUCAAUCAAGCGGAGAUUGUCCAGGUCCUGGGUGUCAUGCCAGAGCUCAGGGUGCUGCAGCUAACAGGUAACCCGGCGACCCGCGAGGUACGACCUUACCGCAACACCCUCAUCACGACCUGCUGUAACCUGACCUACUUGGACGACCGCCCUGUCUUCCCAGUGGACAGAGCCGCUGCCGAGGCAUGGCUUGAAGGGGGAGUGGAGGCUGAGAGAGCCAUGAGAAGGGAGUGGGCAGAGCGAGAACACCAACGUCAAAGAGACUGUGUUAAUGGUGAGAUCCUCUUUGUUAAUGUGGAAAGAGUAUAUGUAUUACUAAAGAAUUAA
Messenger RNA from Penaeus vannamei (Pacific white shrimp), 759 nucleotides. The record is from RefSeq and is a predicted model, not a curated record. Lineage: Eukaryota; Metazoa; Arthropoda; Malacostraca; Decapoda; Penaeidae.